AUGGUCCGUUUCGUUACCGACUCACGUACAGCUCCGACGAGGAAGCCUUCUCUCCGCGUCAUCGGAGCCGGUCUCCCUCGUACGGCAACAUCCUCGCUCCAAGCAGCACUAGAGCAACUGGGCUUCGAUCCGUGUUUGCACAUGGCACAAAUAAUCCCUCAUGCCGACAGACAACAGCUUCUCCUUGAUGCAGCUCGUGAAAAAAACACCGAUCGGCGGCAGAAGCUCAUCCACCGGCUUGUGGAUGGUUACGCCGCAGUAUGCGACAUGCCAGCUGUAUUCUUCCUCCCGGAUCUGAUGGACAUGUUCCCCGAGGCAAAGGUGGUCCUCAGUAGUCGGCCCAAUCCUGAGACCUGGGCUAGGAGCUGUUUCGAGAGCUUGGGCUUUUUCUUCACUCCUUGGUUUUAUGGCUGUGGGUUGCUGUGGAAGACGGAUCGCUUGUGGUAUCGGCUUAACAUGCACAUUCUUGACUGGUGCGAUGAGAACUAUAAGCUUGAGGGAAGGAAUAUAUUUACUACUUCAAUGUAUGAGCAGUAUAAUAAGUCGGUGAGAGAGAUUGUGGAGAAGAGGGGACGCUCGCAUCUGGAGUUCAAGGCGGAGGAUGGUUGGGGGCCUUUGUGUGAGUUCUUGGAAAAGGAUGUGCCGAUUACGGAGUAUCCGAGAGUGAACGAGAAAAAAACGUUCUCCAUUAUCAAGAGCAUCAUGAUCAUGAAAGGAAUCCUGAGCUGGGCAGCAGUUGGGGGAGUUGCCUGGUUCGGGUGGAAAUACGUUCCUACUCUCUUGAAAGGAUCGACCAGUUGA
This is a messenger RNA of Penicillium cinerascens, 801 nucleotides long. RefSeq names its product sulfotransferase family protein. The coding region runs from base 1 to 801 and encodes 266 amino acids. Lineage: Eukaryota; Fungi; Ascomycota; Eurotiomycetes; Eurotiales; Aspergillaceae. The transcript has a single exon. The record is from RefSeq and is a predicted model, not a curated record.